This is a messenger RNA of Pyrgilauda ruficollis (rufous-necked snowfinch), 408 nucleotides long. Its product is annotated as rho guanine nucleotide exchange factor 2-like. The record is from RefSeq and is a predicted model, not a curated record. The transcript has a single exon. The annotation marks the transcript as partial. Lineage: Eukaryota; Metazoa; Chordata; Aves; Passeriformes; Passeridae.
CCCCUCUCCCCGCAGCUCCACCUGUCUCACCAGGAGGUUCUGCUGGAGCUGCCGCUGCCGGAGGGGCUGCAGCGGCCGCGGCCGCGCCGGGGCUCGCAGCCGGCCGUGCCGGUAACCGGAGCGGCGGAAGCGGCUCCCGGUGCGGAGCUGGCGCUGCUGCAGCGGCAGCACGGGCUGCUGCAGGAGGAGCUGAGCCGCUGCCGCCAGCUCUGCCAGGAGCGGGCGCAGGAGGCGGCGGCGCUGGAGUCGCGGCUGCGGGACAGCGAACGGGAGCGCUCCCGGUUGGAGCGGGAGCUGCAGGAGGCGCGGGGGGCACCGGCGGGGCCGCGGGGACGGAGGGCGGCGGAGCCCCGGCGGAGGAGCCUCCCGGCUGGGGAUGCGCUGUACCUGAGCUUCACCCCGCCGCAG